This is a messenger RNA of Hirundo rustica (Barn swallow), 3230 nucleotides long. RefSeq names its product activin A receptor type 2B (gene ACVR2B). Gene Ontology annotation, biological process: cellular response to growth factor stimulus; activin receptor signaling pathway; protein phosphorylation. The transcript has 11 exons. The record is from RefSeq and is a predicted model, not a curated record. Lineage: Eukaryota; Metazoa; Chordata; Aves; Passeriformes; Hirundinidae. The coding region runs from base 162 to 1700 and encodes 512 amino acids. Gene Ontology annotation, cellular component: activin receptor complex; plasma membrane. Gene Ontology annotation, molecular function: activin binding; ATP binding; activin receptor activity.
CUUCUUUUUUUUUUCUUUUUGAGAGCGAGAGGGAAGGCAGAGCCGCUCUUCUCCCCCCUCUCUCUUUUCACGCGCUCGAUCUUUUUCUUUUUAUUUUUGUUUCCCUUGGGGUAGAGGUGCACACGAGGGGGAAAAAAAAAAAAAAAAAAAAGUAAAGGACUAUGUUUGCUUCGUGGCUGACUUUCGCCGUGCUCUGGGGAACUUUCUGUGCAGGACCAGGCCAUGGGGAGGCUGAGACAAGGGAGUGCAUCUACUACAAUGCCAACUGGGAGCUGGAGAAGACCAACCAGAGCGGCGUGGAGCGCUGCGAGGGGGAGAAGGACAAGCGGCUCCACUGCUACGCCUCCUGGAGAAACAACUCGGGCUCCAUCGAGCUGGUGAAGAAAGGCUGCUGGUUAGAUGACUUCAACUGCUAUGACAGGCAGGAGUGUGUAGCCACAGAAGAAAACCCUCAGGUGUUUUUCUGCUGCUGCGAGGGCAACUAUUGCAAUGAGAAAUUUACCCAUUUGCCUGAAGUCACCGGCCCAGAAGUCAUAUACGAGCCGCCGCCGCCAACGCCCUCCCUGCUCAACAUCCUGGUGUACUCCCUGCUGCCCAUCGCCGUGCUGUCCAUGGCCAUCCUGCUGGCCUUCUGGAUGUACCGGCACCGGAAGCCUCCCUACGGCCACGUGGACAUCAUUGAGGAUCCUGGCCCACCACCCCCUUCUCCCCUGGUUGGCCUAAAGCCCCUGCAGCUCUUGGAGAUCAAGGCGAGGGGACGCUUUGGCUGCGUGUGGAAGGCUCAGCUGAUGAAUGACUACGUAGCAGUGAAAAUCUUCCCUAUUCAGGAUAAGCAAUCUUGGCAGAGUGAGAGGGAGAUUUUCAACACUCCUGGCAUGAAGCAUGAAAACCUUUUGCAAUUUAUCGCAGCAGAGAAAAGGGGGACAAACCUGGAGACAGAGCUCUGGCUGAUCACAGCUUUCCAUGACAAGGGUUCUCUGACGGAUUACCUGAAGGGCAACAUUAUCAGCUGGAACGAGCUCUGCCAUGUUGCAGAAACAAUGGCCCGUGGCUUGUCCUACCUUCAUGAAGAUGUCCCCUGGUGCAAAGGUGAAGGACACAAACCUGCCAUAGCACACAGGGACUUCAAGAGUAAAAACGUCUUGCUGAAGAAUGAUUUGACGGCUGUGCUAGCUGAUUUUGGACUGGCUGUACGGUUUGAACCUGGAAAACCUCCAGGAGACACUCAUGGACAGGUGGGAACAAGGAGGUACAUGGCUCCCGAAGUGUUGGAGGGAGCAAUCAACUUCCAGCGAGACGCCUUCCUGAGAAUAGACAUGUAUGCAAUGGGACUGGUGUUGUGGGAGCUAGUCUCCAGAUGUAGAGCAGUUGAUGGUCCGGUGGAUGAAUACAUGCUGCCUUUUGAAGAAGAAAUAGGUCAGCACCCAUCCCUUGAGGACCUGCAAGAAGUGGUGGUUCACAAGAAGAUGCGCCCCGUGUUCAAGGACCACUGGCUAAAACAUCCCGGCCUGGCGCAGCUCUGCGUGACCAUCGAAGAGUGCUGGGACCACGACGCGGAGGCGCGGCUCUCGGCGGGCUGCGUCGAGGAGCGCAUCGCGCAGAUCCGCAAAUCCGUCAACGGCACUACCUCGGACUGCCUCGUCUCCAUCGUGACAUCCGUCACCAACGUGGACUUGCCACCCAAAGAGUCUAGUAUCUGAGUCCUGGGUCCUGGUUCACUUUUGUCUUUCCAGACUCAGCGGAUUUAAAGAAACAAGCAAACAAAACAAAAAAAAAAAAAAAAGAAACAAGGAAAAGAGUUUAAAAAAAAAAAGUACAAAAAAAACAAAAUCACAAAAAUUCAACAAACCCAUGAAUGCAGCUGCUAUUUUAUCUUGACUUUUUAUUAUUAUUGUUAUUAUUAUUAUUAUUAUUUUUUUGGAUUGGAUCAAUUUUACCAGCACAUUGCUCUACUGUAUUAAAAAAAAUGGACAUUUCAGCAAGCAUUCAGGUGCCGACUAAUGAAUGCAGAAAAGGUGCAGGUACCUCAGAACCUCAACAAACUCACUUCAGUUGUUUUUAUUUUAUUCAGUUUUAUGGGUUUCUCUUUAUCAGUCUGUCUUCUGAGCAGAGCAUCUGUGACAUAAAGCUUAUGUGACACAAAGGAAAACCACCUACCACCUUCGAAAACGCAAUGCUGCAAACUGUGGAGGAAACUUAAGACUGUUAUGUAAAGAAUACACCUUCCUCAAAAGCAUUUUUCCCCAUUUUGGUUUUGGGUUCAGUUUCUUUUUUAUUUUUUUAAAUUUUUUUUUUUUUUUUGGAAGUGAGCUUCAGAAAAAAACAGCAGAUGUGUCUUUUACGGAUCUAACGGGUGUCAUUGUAACGGGAAAAAAAAAAAAAAAAGUAACUGGGCAGAGAAUGUUAAUUCUUGAUGGUAUAAUUGAAGGGGGGAGCAUAGAAUAGGGGUGGGCAGAGUGACGUUGGACUUGGCAGCAUUUGGGGAAACAUCAUUUGCUAUGGAGCUACUUCUCAGGUAACCAUUAGAGGAGAGGAAGGACAUUUCUGGGUAGAGUAUUUACGGCAGCAGCGUAUGGAGAAAGCGGAGUUCAAGAGGCAGUGGUUGGAAGACAGGCACUUGUUUCUUCCUCCAGACCCUGGAUUUGGGUGGUAAAAGAACAAAGCUGGACUAUAACUUUUAUUUUUCAGUUCCAGGUAGUAGUAGGAAGGAUGCUUUUAAGCAAUGUCAUCAGGACAGGUGGGGAAGUGUGAUUUCACAAGCACUUUGGUAAAAUACUGGAAGAUGAGAAAAUUUUUGCAUCUCGUUUUAAGUGUGAGUCAGUUGAGAAAAUUUGGCCUUGGGUUGAUUAUCUCUCAGCUCAAGCUAAUGGUGCAGAUGGUGGAAAGAGGAAAACUGGAUGUAUAAUUUUUUUUUCUUUAUUAAUUUGGGACUGGGGGAGUGAAUGGUGGCAGCCGGCUCCUGUAGCAUCUGAGAAGCCUGAGUGCUGCCUGGCUGCAGGGAGCUGAGGCAGCUCAGCAGCAGCAGUGAUUCCCACAGCACCUCUCCCACUGGUUUCUUUGACGCUGCUUUCUCCUUACUCUGUGAUGAAACUCUUUUGUCUUAAAGUGGUGCAUAUUCAAAAAUACCGUUACUCUUAUUAUGCCAUAAACUCGCUCUAGUCAGUGAAUGUUCCUAAUGCUGCUGAUUCAACAUUGAAAUAUUUUUUUAAUUUGCAAAACAUGCAAUGUUU